AUGCUGGCUCACGAUGUUCCUGACGUCGUUGAGGAGUACGAGACCAGUAAGAGGUCGGCGAACGCGACCGACGCUGCUGACUCCUUCCACGAUCCCGCGAACCGUAACGUGCGUGAAUUGGCGAUCGACGACGAUCUCCCGAGCGACUCCGACGUCUUCUACGAGGCUCGGGAGCAUUUGGAUACCUUGACGGUCGAGAGCGACUACGAGAACGACCUCGGUGGUCGUAAGACAAACGAUCUCGACUACGUGAACGCCUCCAUUGAUCGACAGGGCGUUCCCUCAUGUGACGCAACGCAGAUACUCGGAGCUCUAUGA
Molecule: messenger RNA, 318 nt
Organism: Peronospora matthiolae
Lineage: Eukaryota; Oomycota; Peronosporomycetes; Peronosporales; Peronosporaceae
Source: the annotation of a GenBank genome assembly